Ylistrum balloti is the source of this 6576-nucleotide messenger RNA. RefSeq names its product sushi, von Willebrand factor type A, EGF and pentraxin domain-containing protein 1-like. The record is from RefSeq and is a predicted model, not a curated record. The transcript has 8 exons. NCBI's taxonomy places the organism in Eukaryota, Metazoa, Mollusca, Bivalvia, Pectinida, Pectinidae. The annotation marks the transcript as partial. Gene Ontology annotation, cellular component: membrane. Gene Ontology annotation, molecular function: G protein-coupled receptor activity.
CUGUGAAGUGCAUUCUUCCCGAAUUGUCAGAGAACACCAGAGUUCUCACAUCGAGUAGAAUUUAUUCUCCUGGGGAUACAAUUUCCUUUGGCUGCGCAGUUGGUCACAGAAUGUACACAAGUCAUUCCACUGUGCUCUGCCAGUCGGAUGGAACAUUCUCGAGAAGCAUACCUUCUUGUGACCUCCAAACAUGCAAGACAGCACCUCGUGUUGACAUGGCGUCACCAAAAGAAGAACUAACCGAAUAUUCAAUAGGACACAUCCUAACCUAUGAAUGUGACUUUGCCUACGCACUCUCUGAUAAAAAUCCCUCUGGCACGGUCCGUUGUCUUCCUUCUGGAGAAUGGGAAGAAAAUCUCCCCGUUUGUAAUAUUUUAAAAUGUCAAGAUCCCCCGGAUGUCAUAAAUGGUAAUGCAAUUUGGACAUCUAGAACAUUUCUUAGUAAAGCAGAGUAUAUUUGUGAUCCAGGUUAUACUACAAUAGGAUCAGAUAAUAUCGCAGAAUGUAUGGAAACAAGGCUGUGGGAACCAUCUCCACCAGAGUGUAUACCUGUAGACUGUGGUGUACCAGACAGUGUGCUAAAUAGUAUAGUGAAGGCGGACAGUUAUACAUAUCGGUCCAUAAUUACAUACCAGUGUAAAGGUGGAUUUGAAAUAAUUGGUAAUGCUCAACGAUCUUGUCUUCAGAAUGGGUCUUGGAGUGAAGGGAUUCCUAUAUGUAGUCCCGUCUCGUGUGGUACGCCAGCUGACAUCGAAAAUGGACGAUUCAUCGGCAACGAAUUUAGGUAUGGUAGCACAGUAAGAUACUUUUGUGAUGACGGUUACCUUAUAAGCGGAGUGGAGGAAAGGGUGUGUGAACAAAACGGACGCUGGACUAGCCAAAUGCCAAACUGUAGAAGACGUGAAUGUGUCAAGCCACCUUUCAUUCUAAACGGCUUCUUCGCAAAUAGUGCCUUUUAUUUUGGCGAUGAGGUGGUGUAUGACUGUAAUGUCGGAUAUUACAUUGAAGGUAAUGCCACUCUUGCUUGUAAAGCUAAUGGAUCAUGGGCACCUUCUCCGCCGUCUUGUUCUACUGUUGAAUGUCCAGCAUUACGAAACAUACCCAAUGGAUUAGUCAACAUGCUUGGUCGAACAUUUACAAGCAAAGCAGAAUAUUCCUGUAAUCAAGGCUACGAUUUAGAAGGAGAAUCCGUCAGGAUAUGUAAGCCAGAAGGGUUUUGGUCUGGUAAUACCCCAUCUUGUCAAGCAGGUAGCUGUUCUCCUCCCAUCUCGAUUCAGAAUGGAAAUGUAGAUUUCAAAGAAUUAAAACUAGGUUCCGUGUCGACAUAUGAAUGCAAUCUUGGCUAUGAACUAGAAGGAAAUGAGGUUCGUAGGUGUAUGCCUACUUUAUCUUGGUUUGGUACAGAUCCUGUUUGUAAUCCCGUUAGAUGUAGUGAUCCCCCGAAUAUUGACAACGGAGGACAAUCAACCAAUGGAUCGACGUUUAAUUCAGUGGCUUCAUAUUUUUGCGAGACAGGAUAUAUAUUGAAGGGUUCAGCUUCACUGCGGUGUUCAGCCUCUACAGAAUGGACGGGAUUAAUACCUUCUUGUGAUAUCAUACGGUGUGAAUCACCCUCUACUGUUACAUCCAAUGGCCGCAUGCAUGGUACAGAUUUUACUUACAACAGUACCAUACAUUAUGAAUGUGAUGUCGGGUAUAUCUUGGUGGGUGCCGCUAAUAGAACGUGUCUGUCUACCGGGGAAUGGGAUACAUCCAUACCUUUAUGUGAAAUAGUUAAUUGUAACAGGGCUUUCCUCUCGAAUGGAUUUCCAAGUACAUUUCAAACAGAGUAUGGCUCCAUUGUAUCGUUUACGUGUAGAUCUGGCUAUGUCCUGUUCGGGUCUUCAGAAAGAACUUGUCUCGAAAGUGGAAGAUGGAGCGGCCCAUCUCCGGUCUGUGUUAUCUGCGACCCGCCGCCAGCAGUUGACUUUGCCAAUUUUACUGUUUCCAGUGAUGGUGUUGUUACCUACGAGUGCAAUACAGGAUAUGACAUUACUGGGCGAAGCAAAUUGGAUUGUCGAAUUGAUGGCAUAUAUCCUGAUAGACCGCCCAGAUGCACCCCCAAAAUAUGCUCUAGCAUAGAAGAGGACGAAAUAUUUCAAAAUGGAAGCAUCAAGUUGGAUGGAAAAAUAGUAGGGUCGACUGCACGGUUCGAGUGUGAUGAAGGAUUUAUAUUAGUUGGGAGCGACACAAGGCUGUGUUUAUCAGAUGGACGAUGGAGCGGAACCAUGCCAUUUUGUAAUAUUAUUCGAUGCGCAGGCUCUUUUUCCAUACAAAAUGGCGAUAUCGAAAAUGAAUUUGACAACGUUUUUGAAACGGUAUUAUUGUUUAGGUGUAACGAAGGCUUUGUUAUGGUAGGUGAUGCGGCUAUCAGUUGUCUGUCAAACGGGACAUGGAACGGUACACAGCCUUCAUGUAGUCAGAUAGAGUGUGAAACUCCAAACGAUAUAUUGAAUGGCGUAGUCGAUUUUACUUCCCUUGCGUAUGGCAAUAUUGCUACAUAUACAUGUGAAGCAGGCUUUGAAGCCAAUGGGACUUUGACUCGAAUAUGUGAUUCGAGCGGAAAUUGGUCAGGUGUUGCACCAACCUGUACCGCUAUUGCCUGUCUCCCGCCACAACCAAUCGAAAACGGAGAAAUACUCGGCAAUGUUUACAAUCUUGGAAGUCAGAUCCGAUAUCGCUGUAAAUCGGGAUAUAUUCUCGACUCGGUCUCCUUCCGACUGUGUAUGUACAGCAAGAUGUGGUCGGGUCCUGAACCAAACUGCAAUAAAGUACGAUGUAUACCACCACGUACACCUGCUAAUGCUAGAAUCGUUAGUGCACGACAGCCAAACUAUUUCUUCGGGGACACUAUCCAAAUAGAAUGCAAUGAAGGUUUCGAACUAUCAAGAGGACGUCCUAUUAGAAAAUGUGAGGCAACAAGAAAGUGGUCACGCCCGAUUCCUCGUUGUAAAAUUAUAAUGUGUGAUGAUAUACCAGCAAAGCCCAAUACAAUGACCAGUCUUUUAAAUGGAACAACAACUUAUAACAGUAUGGUUGAAAUACGAUGCAACGAGGGUUUCAAAAGCAUUGGCGGAUCGGUCGUUACUGCCUCGUGUGGACUGAACGGCAGGUGGUCAACAAUCCAUAUUGAAUGUUCCCGAGCAGAAUGUGAAGAAGCUCCAGUAAUCGACAAUGCAAGGGUUAAUGGUGAUAGUUUCCUCUAUGGUGACACUCUCACUGUCGAGUGUGCGGAAGGGUAUGCUAUUAGUGGCGAUACUCAAUUGACAUGCCAAGGGGACGGCUCGUGGUCGUCCUCAGCAUUCCCGGUUUGUUCAAUAAUAUCAUGUGGAAAUCCAGGGGAGUUCGAAAAUGGACAGAUAGAAGGUUCUCAAUUCAACUUCAACCAAGAAAUAAUUUAUGCAUGUGGAUAUGGAUAUGAACUCGUCGGAUCGGGAAGACGAAUUUGUCGGCAGAACGGAUCGUGGAGUGGCUCUUCACCAACAUGUCGAUUGAUAACAUGUACAGUUCCCUCUAUUUGGAAAGGGUCGGCUUCCAUAGCUAAAACCCAGUUUGUCGUUGAUGACGUUGUAUCGUAUAUUUGUGAUGAAGGAUACGUCAUGGUUGGAAAUACGGAUCUUGUAUGCACCACAGAUGGAUCGUGGAAUGGCACACUACCCCAGUGUGAUAGAAUUACCUGUCCAAAGCCAAAGAGUAUAUUCAACGGUGAAGUGAUGAACAACGCUCUUGUCUACAAUAGCCGCGCAAUUUACACAUGCUAUGAAGGAUUUGAAUUGAAAGGUGAACGAGAUUUGACAUGCGUAGAAAAUGGAAAAUGGAGUGAUGAGUAUCCUGUCUGUAAUCCUGUAAACUGUGGUGAGCCCACAUUUGUUGCUAAUUCAGGUCGUCUUGGCGACUUGUACACGUAUGGUAACCUACUGACCUAUUUCUGUGAGGACGGGUACACAUUAGUUGGAGAUGACGUACUCGUGUGCUUGGAGGACGCCACAUGGUCAAGUUUCCCUCCUCAAUGCGAGCCGAUAUCUUGUGGCUCUCCACCGCAGAUACCGGAUGCUAUUCGCAAUGGUGACGAUUUCAGCUUUAAAAAUAGCGUGUACUACACAUGUGAGACCGGAUACGAACUACAUGGGAAUAAUGUGCUCCGUUGUGCUGCGAACAGUUUGUGGGAGGGCAACAUGCCUAUCUGUUCACCUGUAGAUUGUGGUCCACCGCCAGUUUUGCCACACUUUAACACCAUCUUUACGACCACCACCUUCGACAGCGUCGUCACCUUCUACUGUAUCUCAGGUUUCAUAUUGAGAGGAGAUCCCAUGGUGAAGUGUUCCGCAGAAGGGACAUGGAAUUUCGACCACCAUCUUUCUUGUAUCGCAGUGGAUUGCGGUCCUCCUCCACAGUUUCCGAAUGCAGCAGCGUCUACGUUGUCUACGAGCUAUCCCUCCGAGGCAACUUAUUCCUGCGAUGCUGGAUUUGUCAUGUCCGGAAAUGAUGUCAUGCGUUGUGAUGAAACUGGAAAUUGGAUAGGAUUGUCUCCACGUUGUGAUAAAAACAGCUGCGGUCCACCGAAAAUACAUAGUAACGUAAUCGUAGUUGGCAGUGAUCAUUUCUUGGGCGGGACAGUGACGUUUUCCUGUCCCGUAGGUUACCUUAUAAGUGGAGAAACGAAUGCAAGCUGCAUGUCCUCCGGGGAAUGGAGCAGCGCUUCACCGGAAUGCCAAAUUAUUUCAUGUGGAGACUUUCCGGUGUUUGAUUCCAACCUCAUCAUUAAGACCGGGAAGAAAGAUAAAUACGUGUAUGGUGACAGCAUUGAGUUUAUUUGUAAUGAGGGCUAUGUAAUCACUGAAACAUCGUCCUCCCAGUGCAUGUCCAAUGGAAGAUGGAGUGCAGUGAAUCCAACAUGUAUUGUGGUAAGUGUUGAAGCCUGUCCUGAACAAGGUAAUUUGGCGAAUGCACAGGUCAUACCUUCCGCCUAUAGAGAAGGUGAGAUGUACACAGUGCAAUGUAGAACGGGAUACCAGGCCAUUGGUAACAUGGAAACCACAUGUACUUCAGAAAAUGUAUGGUCGACCCCCAGUGGAAUAUGUCGAAGAGUGUCCUGUGGAAAGCCACGUGUUACAGACAUGGUGAAUGUCGUCCAAAUAUCAGGACGGUCGUACUUCUACGGUGACCGGGUACGAUUCCGGUGUCGUCCUGGCAUAGCACCAGCCAAAAUACCACCGAUCUUAAUUUGUUUGCCAACCGGUGAAUGGGACGGGGAGAUCGCCUGCUCAUUGCCCUGUAAGGGUGGAUGCUUCAACGGGGGACACUGUCUUGGCUUGUAUGGUUGUAAAUGCCCAAUUGGUUAUGGCGGUAGGAGAUGUGAAAAGGCCCUUUGUGUUUUACCAUGUCUGCACGGUGGAAGGUGUACAGCUCCAUAUCUCUGCUCCUGUCCUCCCACAUACACUGGCGUCAGAUGUCAGAAACCAAUCUGCAAUCAGCCCUGCCAAAACGGAGGUAGAUGCAUCAAGCCGAACCGGUGUCGCUGUCAACAUGGCUUCAAACCACCCUUUUGUGUAACCGUGAGGUGAGUUGGUUAUUCCCAUCAAUCGGACGUUACUACUCGCAUCCUAUCUCUUGUCAGUGAGUGGGAAAUACAUACGGCUUCGCAGCAUCAGACUACGACAGACUUAAACAAGACAUCGACCGACCCCAAAUAUAUCUGCUACAAAAAUCCGAUAUCCGAUAAAACUUGAAACCAAUUAAACAUCUUCAUUAGUCCAUUUAAGGAAAGAAAACGAAAUACAUUUUGUAACUUGUUUUAACCAGAUUCUCCCAUCAUACGUAAUAUGACUGUAUUUUUCUACAAUGCUUACACAAUUUAUUCAAUGUUCAAGAAGCAUCUUGUAACUUACAUUGAGGAUUAAUGUAAAUAUCUAUUCAUAAUGAUAAACAGUAUAUUCUGAUAACACUGAUUUUUAUCAAACUACCCAUCAGUUAUUUGAUAUUAUUCAUUAUAUAUAAAACGGUAAGAAAAGGGAGAUAACUCCAGACAUUUUGGACUGGAAUUUAGAUAGCCUGAAAACUUGUGCAAAGUCCUCGUGUGGUCAGAUCAUCUAAUUGAGUAAAGAUGUUCUCAGAUCAGUUGUUAGUAGCUAUGGUCAUUAUCAUAAAAAAUUGUGUAAUCAUAUUAACACUUAUUUAAUUAUUAUUAUUUCACUAAGCCAACAGCAGAAAAUUUGUAUUCGGAUCAAAUACACUCCUCAACAUUGUUCAUUCAAACUGUAAUUGUUUCUCACAAAGUGUUGUUACACUUCAAAAGAAUUCAAACAAAAAUUAUGAUGAUCAUCUUUUUCAUGUUCAAAAAUAACACACUACAGUCGAAACUUGUUAUCGUGAAAUUCAAGGGAUUGAAGUUUUGACUAUAACAAAGUGUAUAAUAAGGUUGACAAUAUCAGUUUCCUGACGUUGGUUACAUUUGAACAACCUAAGGCUAUGAUAGCUUGCAAGCAGCAUUGUUUAAUCGGUUUUUUGAAAUGGUGGUAAAUAAACACAUGAACUGGA